CGUGAGCGUGUAUAGAAUAUAACGUCAACCUCGAAAAUGGCCGACAAACGUCAGGAAAUUUGACUUGUAUUGUUUUCUUGUUAUUUGUGUACAAAGCAAAACUAUGUUUGUUUCCAAGAGUAUUCAGUCCACCCAUAAAGACCUCAUUCAUGACUUAUCAUACGAUUUUCAUGGGACUAGAAUGGCCACAUGCUCCAGUGAUCAAACAGUGAAGAUCUGGGAUCAAGGCAGCGACGGAGAGUGGACUAACUCUGCUAGCUGGAAGACACACAGUGGUUCUGUGUGGCGGGUGACCUGGGCCCACCCGGAGUACGGGCAAGUGGUUGCAACAUGUUCAUUCGACCGUACAGCCGCUGUGUGGGAGGAGAUGGUGGGAGAAAACGUUGUGGAGGGCGAACACAGAUCCUGGAUCAAGAGGGCAAGUCUGGUUGACAGCAGAACUGCAGUUACUGAUGUGAAGUUUGCGCCAAAACAUUUAGGCUUGCAAUUGGCCACCUGUUCAGCAGAUGGUAUAGUGCGUGUUUACGAGGCACCGGACGUGAUGAACCUCAGUCAGUGGUCACUCCAACAUGAGAUCCCGUGUAAACUAAGAUGUAGCUGCCUCUCUUGGAACACAUCAAGACGCCACCCUCAAAUGUUAGCAGUGGGAAGCGAUGAUCCCAACCCAUCAGCUGGAGGAAAAGUACAGAUUUAUGAGUACAAUGAUGCCACUAGGAAAUGGAAUAAAGUGGAAACAAUCGCCAUGGUAACUGAUCCCGUCCAUGAUGUAGCAUUCUCUCCAAACCUCGGUAGAUCUUACCACCUUCUUGCCAUAGCCACAAAAACACUGAAAAUUAUCUCGAUAGAACCCCUCAGGAGAGAUGCCACUCUUAGUGGGCAGACCGGUUUAACAAAGUUUGAACUACGACAAAUUGGCGACUUCAACCAGCACGAUUCACAGGUGUGGAGAGUAUGUUGGAAUGUUCUUGGCACAGUGCUCGUCUCAUCUGGUGAUGACAGCUGUGUUCGCAUGUGGAAAGGAAAUUAUCUUGGCAACUGGAAGUGCAUAGCAACAAUGAAGGGUGAUGGUACGAGAUUAGACAGUCAGGUCCCCAUGGCAACCAGAGAACAGCCAAACAUACAGCCUGUCAGGAGACGGAGUGACUUGGCAUUGUACACAGAAAUGCCCCCACAAACAGGCAACAUGAAUAUCCGGCGCAGUGAUGGCUGGCCAACUUUCAACACAAAGAAAGACCAAAGCAAAGUCAUUUUAUGAUAGAAAUACAUUUGAAACAGUCUUGCAACUGAAAUGAUCCAUGUUCAUUGGACUUGAAUAUUGGUCAUUUUUAAUAAGUCUUAUUACCUGCUUUAGUAAAAAUAUGAGCAUUUGUAGGAUUUGUUUGUAGUUGCACAACUCUGGACUUGUACUUGCUAUUUACCACAGCACUAAUGUACGCCAUAUAAGAAGUUACAAAGUUUUGAGUACUAUGAACUGAAUUUAGCCAAAAAAAUGCCAAUAAAUUACUUUUCUACUGACCUAUAAUAUAUUGACGUGUCAACUACAAUGUUUAAGGUAUUGCUUUGUUGAUAGGAACUAUUGUCUCUGUUAGGAGCGGACGUGUUUUACUGGAAGUGACAUUAUACACCAAUGAUUCAUUUUACGGCACAUACAAGAACCAUAACUCUAUUCCAGGUAAUGUCAGAGCUAUUGCCCUUUGUCACUUUUCUCAUCUGGAGCAUAACUUGAAACCUGCUGGAUGAAAUUCAAUUAAAAUUCAUACAGUGGUAAAGCACAUUGAGGGGAAGUGCAGCAUACACAAACUUAAAUUUAUUCCAUCUUAUUACAGAGUUAGUACCCAUUGUUAUGUUUUCUAGCUGGAGUAUAACUUGAAAACUUCUGAAUGGAAACUAAUACAAUUUCAUACAAUGCUUUUAAUUAAACUAGUCGUUUUCUCUACAACAAAUGCCCUUGAUAACAGAUUUCACCAAUAAAAAUCAUUGUCCUAUAGAUUCGCAGGACCAUACAUCUAGAGCCCAGAAAAUUAAUUUCUUUUGCUUAAUUAAGAUUUAGGUAAAUGUUUUUUCUCCAUUCAAAGCACUAAAAUCCUAUGACUCUUACCAUAGAAACUAUUUAGAAGACCUAACAACAAUCCAAAAGAUUUAUAUGAAAAGUAUAUCUGAUAAUGAUAACAUGUGCUACAUACCUGAAGGUAUUGUGAAUAGUUGUUCAUAUUCAUUGUUUUGAAUAUUUCUUAAGCUGUAAAUCAUGUCCUCAAUGGAAAUUCAUUUUGUUUCAUAUUUGAUGUAUUGCAUUCUUUCCAUUGUAUAGGUGUAUUAUAAAUAAUAUGACUUAGUAUAAAACAUGCAUUUAUUUUGUGUCCAAAAUUACUUUGACAAAUAAAAAGGGCAUAUGAAUGAUGUUGCAAUGCCCCUCACUGAAAA
Messenger RNA from Mya arenaria, 2421 nucleotides. RefSeq names its product nucleoporin SEH1-like. Bases 104 to 1255 code for a protein of 383 amino acids. Gene Ontology annotation, biological process: cellular response to amino acid starvation; positive regulation of TORC1 signaling. The transcript has 11 exons. Gene Ontology annotation, cellular component: Seh1-associated complex; nuclear pore outer ring. The record is from RefSeq and is a predicted model, not a curated record. NCBI's taxonomy places the organism in Eukaryota, Metazoa, Mollusca, Bivalvia, Myida, Myidae. Gene Ontology annotation, molecular function: protein binding; structural molecule activity.